This is a messenger RNA of Chironomus riparius, 1875 nucleotides long. NCBI's taxonomy places the organism in Eukaryota, Metazoa, Arthropoda, Insecta, Diptera, Chironomidae. The record is from the annotation of a GenBank genome assembly.
AUGCUGAAAUUUCUGUGCUUUACUCUCCUUAUAAGCACAGCAUCCUGUGAUGUGGAUGAUUUUGUGUUACCAAAGUACAGUACAGCAAUGUCACGAGCUGUUAUUGACUAUAUUGUAAAUUAUUUCUAUGAUAAAUCAUCAACUGUUACCAUGUAUCAUAUCUCACAGCCUGAAAAUAUAAAUAAAAAUUUGGAUAUGAUGAAUGAGAUCCUUUAUCAUGUCAAGACGAAAAUUGUCAUACAAGUUGACAGUUUAAUGGAUGUAAAGCUAUCAACAAGGAAGAGAAUCAGCAAUAUUAUUUUCGUAGAUUCAUUUGAAUCUUUUAAAAUAAUCCACGAGAAAAUGGAUUAUAAUCAUUUUGAGUUCCAAGGAUAUUACUUGAUAGUUGUGACAUCGCAUGUUUAUGAUAUCUAUUUGAAAAUGAUGAGAAUAUUUGAAGCUUUGUGGACGAACAAGAUUAUAAAUGCAAAUAUCUUGUUUAUGCCACAGGAAAACACAAAUGAUGCAAUUCUGUUCACUUACUUUCCGUACUCAAAUUAUUACUGUGAAAAUGUUGUUCCUAUUCAACUGAAUCACUUUCGUGGAGAUUCUUGGAUGAGGAAAAUUAAUUAUUUUCCAAGAAAAUUGUCAAACUUUUUUGGAUGUCACUUGCGCGUUGCUACAUUCAAUAAUCCACCAUUUAUGAUAAUCAAAGAAGAUGAAAAUGGAGUUAUUACAGUUGAUGGUGUUGAAGGUAUACUUCUACGAGUCUUAUCGCAGCGAUUCAAUUUUAAUGUCGAUUUAUACUUGCCACAAACAUUAUGGGGAUCAAUCUAUAAGAAUGGAACAUCCACUGGUGCGGUUAAGAUGAUUGUUGAUUCGGAAGUAAAUUUUACUUUAGGAUUUUUUGCUUCAAUACCAAUACGAGAUGCUGUCAUGCAACCAACUUCUGUUUAUUAUACCACAAAUCUUGUCUGGAUGGUUCCACCUGGAAAACCUCAGAUUGCUCUGGAAAAAUUGACUAAUCCCCUUCACAAAGUUGUUUGGAUCAUGUCAUCAGCAACAUUUAUAAUUGGAUUUGUAGUCAUUGUUGUGGUUAAAAUGCAGCCUUUAAUCAUCCAGCAGUUUGUGUUUGGCAAUAAGACUCAAAGUCCAGCAAUGAAUUUUAUCAGUGUUGUAUUGGGUAACUCACUUCAUCAAGUUCCAAUGAGGAACUUUUCAAGAUUCUUACUUGUAUCUGCAAUGAUUUACUUCUUUAUCAUUAGAACCUGCUACAUUAGUGGUUUGGUGAAGUUCAUGCAGAUGGAUACAAGAGGUCAGCACUUAAUGAACACAGCUGAAAUGGUCAGAGAUAACUUUACAUUUUAUAUUAUGGGUGCAUCUCGUGAUUACGUCCUGGAAAUGCCAGAAAUUUUAGAAAGAGAAAAGACGCUCCUAGUUCACGAAUUUAAUUCAAAGUUGCUGGACAUGAUUGUUGAUCCUUAUUAUGACGGAGCAUUUCUCACAUCCAUUGAUCACUUAGCUUAUCGUAAUUUUAAAGUAUAUCCAAAAAUGUUUCACGAAUUUGCACCAACACCUGUUUUUACACUUAAUAUUGUAAUUUAUAUGAACUUGGGGUCGUGCUUAAGACUUUAUUUUGAUGAGAUGUUAAUGAUGUUAGUCAGUAGUGGAUUGAUCAAUAAGUGGGCAUCAGGAUUCAUUGACAGCAGAUAUCUCAAAAAACCUGUUGAUGAUGAAUUGAAAAUCUUGAGUUUAGAUCAGUUGGAAGGAGCUUUUCAGCUACUUGUCGGUGGAUUAUUUAUAGGAUUUGUUGCAUUUUGUUUUGAAAACUUGAUUGGAAGGAAUCUCUUCAAUAAGUUUAAAAGUGUGGUAGCUAAGGAGCUUAGUAAUUGUUAA